CACAGGAAGUUAAUAGACGUCACGUCCGUCACCACCCCUCCGACGGUGGCCGAAGGGCUGCGGCAGCCGUAGUGAUGUUGCUUCCCCCUGCACUAUAUUCCCGCCUGGCCGGGGAGCCCGGGGCAGCUGAACCGCUGCCCGUGGAGCGCAACCCUGCGGCUGGGGAGGCACCCUUCCGAUAUGCGCCGCGUCCCGUGCGCUUCCCGCGGGAUCACGAAUUCUUCGAGGAUGGGGAUGUGCAGCGGCACCUGUACUUGCAGGACAUGCUCACGCAAGUGUCCGAGACGCCGGAAAAAUCCAUGGUGCCCGAGUUCACCUGUCAGGUGGCUGGCUGUUGCCAAGUGUUUGCCGCCAUAGAAGACUACCAGCACCACUACCACAUGAUGCAUGGAAACACCUGCUCCUUCUGCAACCGCGCCUUCCCCUCUGGGCAUUUGCUGGAUGUCCACAUCCUGGAAUGGCACGAUUCUCUAUUUCAGAUCCUGGCCCAGAGGCAAGACAUGUACCAGUGCUUGGUUGAAAGCUGCCCAGAGAAGUUCAAGACCAGCCAAGACCGGAAGGAUCACAUGGUGAGGCUACACCUGUACCCUGCGGAUUUCCGGUUUGAUAAGCCCAAGACAAACAGAGGCCCAGCCAUGCCAGCUGCUGCAGACACAGCAGCCAGAGCCCUGAGAGAUGACAGCGAUGCCAUGGAGAUCUGCUUGGAACCUGCUGCCCCACCUCCCUGCAGAAGGACCUACAGUCACAGAAUACCUUCUACUGUCUGUUUUGGCCAGGGUGCAGCCAGAGGGUUUAAAAGCACCAAGAAAAAAAACAAACACCACUGAUGGAUCCAGGCUAGGAAAGCCAGACAGACUUUCAGGGAGGGGUGUGCCAGGGCCUUGCUUCUGGAUCGAUGCCCUGAGCUGGACCCUUGCCACCUCCUUAUUUCCAUCUCUGGUCACUUGAAACAACCAGUGUGAAGAAACCCAGGAUCUGCAGAUUCCAGAAAUAACCAGAAACACUGAAGGAGGGAGGUGGAGAGACCACUUACCUGCUCUGCAGUACCUACUCUAAGAAUGUCACUAUGAGCACAUGUAAUAAAUUCUUUUUCACUGAUG
Molecule: messenger RNA, 1100 nt
Organism: Rattus rattus (black rat)
Lineage: Eukaryota; Metazoa; Chordata; Mammalia; Rodentia; Muridae
Gene: Znf511
Product: zinc finger protein 511
Exons: 6
Coding region: 75-827 (250 amino acids)
Source: RefSeq, a predicted model, not a curated record